AUGGAAGUGUGGAUAGAUGGAGGUAUGAGAAUCGGCGGCUUGGGCCAAGCGAAAGGAGGUUCGGACGGUGGCGGAAAUAAGCCGGCAGUACGGGUGCAUAUCUGGCUUUCCCUAUUAAUGCCAAAUAGGCGGAACUCAAACGCGGUUUUAGGGGAUAGGCGGCAUGCCGGCGAAGCCUGCCGGGGAGGGCGGAGCAAGUUGGGCAAAUUGGGCAAGUCGGGCGAACGACAGAGUCAGCGUCUAAUCGCGUCCACUAGAAAUGAAGCCGGAUUUUGCCCAUCAGAAAUCCGUGAAGUCUGCUUUCUUAUUGGCCGUCUCUCGACCGAGCCAGAAGGCCAGAUUGCAGGCCUGUCUGAGAGUUGCCAGAGCCCCACAGCCUUGGGCAGACGCUCCACGCCGGCGGAGCAAAGGUACAGUCUCGGAAUGGUUCUGCAACGUAAACGUCGCCUUGGCCAGAGAAGUUGGCCUCGCAACAGACAGGCCAGGGCGGUUUUGGUGCCUGCCUGA
This is a messenger RNA of Protopolystoma xenopodis, 507 nucleotides long. NCBI's taxonomy places the organism in Eukaryota, Metazoa, Platyhelminthes, Monogenea, Polystomatidea, Polystomatidae. The record is from the annotation of a GenBank genome assembly.